AUGGGUAGAAGAAUCGGAGGAGGUAGGUCUCUUCAACAAACCCUCCGCCGCCGUAUUGAAGCCUGCAAGACCAUAUACCCCACCGCCGAAAAAAUCGCCCACCAUCUCCGUCUAACUUAUUCCGAUUAUCGCCGAACUAAACACCAAACCCUUGUUCGAUUUGUUCAGGAAGCGCUUCAUUCCACCACCAAGCUUAAUCACACUCCCACGCCCAAUCGUACCCAUGACGACGAUGGAGAAUCUCAAAGCACGUCUCGAAAGCGUAGGAAGAAAAUCGAUGAGGGUGGAGAGAGAUUGCAAACGAUGGAAGCGUUGUUACACGUGGGAGGGAGGGUGCAGAUCCCUUCCUCAUCGUCCUCUGUUCUGGAGAGUGACGAUGAGGAAACUUUGUCAAUGUCGGAGGACGCAAUUUACGGGGAUAAGGUGGAGCCUGGGUUUGAUUUGAUGAAGACAAUGCUAAGGAUGUCGUAUACACCGAAGAAAGUGUUGGGGGAGGAAAAAAAUGUUGAAUUGGAGGUGGGAAAUAGCAGUAAGGGAACUGCUGCUAGUGCUCCUGUGAAUGAAGAGACCGGGAAUAGUAGUAAAGUGACUUUUGUGAAUGAGGAGAGGAAUUCGGUUUUGAAUGAUGAGGUGAAGAGGAAUGAUGGACCGAGGUUUAAAGAUUUGGGUGGGAUGAAAGAGGUUUUGAAGAAACUGAGGAGGAUGAUAUUGCCUUUGUUUCUCCCUCAUACACUGUUACAGGUGAAGGUAAUGAAUGGAGGCAUUUUGUUGCAUGGACCAUCUGGAUGCGGGAAGACCACACUUGCUAAUGCAAUAGCAAAUGUCACCGGUUUACCUUUCUAUCAGAUUUCAGCUACGGAGGUGGUUUCUGGAGUUUCAGGUGCAUCUGAAGAAUAUAUAAGAGAACUUUUUGUUAAAGCGCAAAGAACUGCACCUUCAAUCAUCUUCAUUGACGAGAUUGAUGUAAUCUCUUCCAAAAGAGAUAAUUUGCAGAGUGGCAUGGAGAGACGUAUUGUGUCACAAUUAAUGACUUGCAUGGAUCAAUUAAAUAAUCCAGCGGAUUCAGAGAAUAGUCACGGCUACGUUCUGGUAAUUGGAGCAACAAAUAGGCUUGAUGCUGUUGACCCUAACUUGAGAAGGCCUGGUCGGUUUAAAGAUGAAAUUAUGAUUACCAAUCCUGAUGAAUCUGCCAGGAAGGAGAUACUGUCUCUUCUUACUUCCCAUAUUAGAUUUGAUGGUUCAUUUGAUAUACAGAAGAUAGCCAGGGUUACCUCAGGAUUUGUUGGUGCUGAUUUGAGAGCUCUGGUUGAGGGGGCUUAUAUUCUGGCAAUAGAGAGAAAUUUUGAUGAAAAGAUAUCUGAAUUGUCUCAAAAUCUCAAUGAGGACGCUGAAUACGGGUGGAGGACUGAAGACUGGUCGGCUGAAGGAGUAGAUAUUGUUAUCAAAAUGUCUGAUUUUGAGGAGACCAUCAAAAUGAUGCAACCUUCAUUAAAAAGAAAAGGAUUCUCUACCCUUCCUGAUGUAAAAUGGGAAGACGUUGGGGGUUUUGAGCUUUUAAGAAAGGAGUUUGAACUAUACAUUACAAGACGUAUAAAAUAUCCUGAAUCUUAUGAGACUCUAGGGGUUGCUAUUGAGACAGGUUUUUUGCUUUAUGGACCUCCUGGUUGUGGUAAAACACUGAUAGCUAAAGCUGUUGCUAACGAAGCAGGCGCUAGUUUUAUCUAUAUUAAGGGUGCCGAACUCUUAAAUAAAUAUGUUGGAGAAAGUGAGCUUGCAGUUCGAUCAUUAUUUGACCGCGCAAGGACAUGUGCGCCAUGUAUAAUCUUUUUCGAUGAGUUUGAUGCUUUGGCAACAAAACGUGGUACGGAAGGUAGUUGGGUUACUGAACGACUAUUGAACCAGUUACUUCUUGAGUUGGAUGGCGCAGAGCAGAGGCGAGGUGUUUUUGUGAUCGGUGCUACAAAUAGGCCUGAUGUAAUAGACCAUGCUGUCCUACGACCUGGUAGAUUUGGUAAACUUGUUUACGUUCCACUACCAAGUCCAGACCAACGAGUUUUGAUAUUGAAAGCAAUUGCAAGGAAGAUGAAUAUUGAUGCCAGUGUUGAUUUAAGUGCCAUAGCAAGAUCGGAAGCUUGUGAAAAUAUGAGUGGUGCUGAUCUUGCUGCAUUGAUGAAUGAAGCAUCAAUAGCUGCUCUUGAAGAUACAACUCAGGAUGAAUUUAAUAAAAUCAUCAAGAGUAAACAUUUUGAGAUAGCAUUGAGUAAAGUGUCGCGAUCUGUGUCGGACAAGCAAAAACAAUACUACGAGCAAUUGUCAGAGAACUUGAAAGCAUGCGCUAAAAUGAGGUAA
Molecule: messenger RNA, 2349 nt
Organism: Sphenostylis stenocarpa
Lineage: Eukaryota; Viridiplantae; Streptophyta; Magnoliopsida; Fabales; Fabaceae
Source: the annotation of a GenBank genome assembly